CAUCUGUUUAUGACCAAACAGCAACCGAAGUUUGGACUCCCAACAACCGAAAGCCAAGAGACAAUGCUGAGAUUUGGACAACAACUAAUGCUGCUGGCAAUGGCCUGUUUGGCUAUGCAGACGGCUCACGGAUGGUUUCUGCCCAAGCUGGCGGCGAAACUAGAAGCUAAGGAGGAUUGGUUCGAGGCCAAAAAGCAAAAGGAGCUGCUUAAGAAGCUGGAUUUCCUCAAUUUGUUCACCGAAAAGGAGGAGGCCAAGCUUGAGAAGAAAGAGGACGAAUGGGAGAAGUUCAAGCAGUGGUGGGACGAGAAGAAGGAGAAGGAGUUGUCCUUCUUUGAGACCAAAAAGGAAAAGGAGCUGGCCUUUUUCGAGGGCAAGCUGUCCAAGUUAACGGGCAAAAAGAGCAAGUCCAAGAAGACUACGCUGAAGCCUUGCAGCUAUAGCUAUCAGGACGAAGUCACCGCUAAGUAUUAUUCGGAAGAGGUAACCGAGGCGGCGGAGUACGAGGAAUCCGAAGAAGUCACUGAAAAACCCUGUCGCAAAUGCUACGAACCUAAAAGCUACGCCCGGCCAUCCUAUUCAGUGCCCACAAUUUACGAUGUGAGGGACGAUUCGGCGGAGGGCGUACGCUACUUUACCUGAAAGGACCCAACUAAUUGGCUCGGAUGGAUGGAUGGACGGAUAUUUAUUUAUUGCAUUUUCUCUGGCCAUCAUCAUCGUGUGUCCCUUUUUCUCUCGCUUUCUUUCUCUUUUUUUUUGUACAUAAUUACAUUUUUAAUAAAUAUAAUUAAAAUUCACAUAGCUGAACGCCCU
This is a messenger RNA of Drosophila eugracilis, 813 nucleotides long. RefSeq lists its product as uncharacterized. The transcript has 2 exons. Lineage: Eukaryota; Metazoa; Arthropoda; Insecta; Diptera; Drosophilidae. The coding region runs from base 10 to 642 and encodes 210 amino acids. The record is from RefSeq and is a predicted model, not a curated record.